AUGUGGCCCCAUCCAUCGCCGUACGCAGACCACCCUUCCACACCUGUAUGUUGUGAAUCGUAUUCACGAUUGGGCUGCCCCAAGCCACAAAAGGAUCAUGCUGUGAUCAUGUGUCGAUUUGCGCGAGACUGCAUGAACCGAAUGAGUGAAGUCACUGCUGAACUGUCUGGCACCCUUGGAGAAGACACGGCAACCCUGGGCUUUCGAGUUGGCUUGCACAGUGGACCUGUCACCGCAGGAGUGUUGAGGGGCCAAAAGGCUCGAUUUCAGCUCUUUGGAGAUACGACUGCUGCCCGCAUGGAGAGCAAUGGUGUCAAGGGGAAAAUUCAUGUGUCCCAGUCUACGGCAGAUUCUUUGAUUGCCCACAACAAGGGUGACUGGCUUUCGGUGCGAGAAGACAAGAUCACGGCCAAGGGGAAGGGUGUCAUGACAACCAACUUUGUGACUCCCAGGUCUGCUGGCCACCUUGCUGAAAGUUUUGGAGCUUCCCGUCGUAGUGGAUUUGACAGUUUCGAACUGGAAGGGGAAGCUAUGAAGAGAAAGCCAGAAUUGUAUGCCAAUGUUAUGGAGGUCUUGAUUUUAAAAUGA
Molecule: messenger RNA, 588 nt
Organism: Seminavis robusta
Lineage: Eukaryota; Bacillariophyta; Bacillariophyceae; Naviculales; Naviculaceae
Source: the annotation of a GenBank genome assembly